GGGUAGUUUGUUUCUACGCAACCUCCGACGGCGAUUCGAAGUUAAAAAUCCGCAAUCGGUGGAGUGCAGGAGUUGAGUUUCUUCAUCCGUUCUAUCAAAGGUUGAGUGAGCGGAAGACAGAGGUUACGUUUUUCUCUCAUACUCCUUCCUCAUCUCUCAGCAGCAGCAGUAGCAGUAGCAGUUUUUGGGAACUUGAAACCCUAGUUUCAGUCUCUCUCUCUCUCUCUCUCUCUCUCUCUCUCUCUCUCUUGGCGUUUUCUUGCUGAUUUUGAUGUGAAAGGACCGAAAGGUAUUGAUCAAAACCGCCUGGGAUUGAGCGAGAUUUUGAUGUUUUUGGAUAGUUUUGCGAAAGAAAAUCGCCUUUUCAGCUUCGGAUCCGAAGAUUGAAAGACAGAAACUACGGGGUAAAAAAAAAGUGAUCGGAAGCCAACUCAUCUCGUUUUUUGUCCCUCGGAAGCUGCUCAUUUUUAUCGGUUGAGCGAUUCUAAGCUCUUGAUUUGGAGGCUUUCCGACCGUGAAUCGCGUUUGCAGCAACGGCUUUAAAAAAAUGGUGUGAACCUAUCCGAUCUCCUAUCUCUCAUCUGAAGCUUCUCGGUUUGGUAGUUCUGCGAUUUUAAUGUUUGAUUAGGAGGUUUUCGAACGAGAAUCGCGGCUUCAGUUUCGGAUUUGAUUAUUUGUUGGUUUCUAAUACGGGAACUAGCGGGUUAUGCGGUUUUGAACGAUCGGAUCUUGCUUUUCUGCGACGAAAGCGGUUUUAGAGCUCGAUUUGGAGAGUUUUAGGAGCAAUUUUCGCUAAAAAUCAGUAUCGGCGUAAUUGACGAGAAGAUAUAGAAAGAACGCUGGGUCUGAGCUGGAUUUUAAGCAUUUAGCUGUUUUCCAUACUAUAAUCGAGUUCUGUAGAAGAUUUUAGGGGUUUGUAGCGAAAAAGGGAAGAAAAUGCAGUUAAAAGGAGCUGAUUUACGGGGAUUUUAGGGUUUGUAUCUUUUGGUUAGGACUCAAUCCUUUCAUUUGAAGGUUUCAUGGUCAUUCCUGUAGAAAUCCAGCUGCUUGAUUUCGUAUCGCUCUGAAACCUGCUGAUUUACUGUGAUUUAAAGCCGUUGAUUUCACCGUUCUAGGGUUCCCACACAUUUGAAGGUUCGGAAGGUUACUAGCGUGGGAGAUGCGUGAGAUCAGGUUUCGCUCUGUCGUUUUCCGCUGCGGGCCCAUCAGACAUUCAUAGGAACAAUGCUCUGGUGCUUUUCCUAUAAAGCUUUCAAAGUUACUCUAUUUGAGAGCGUUCAUAUUUGGCUGAGAAUGCUUUUCUUUCUGUCGUAGAUUCCUUCUCUUGAAUGCUGCAGAGAGAAGGGAGAAAAGGAUUGUAGGAAAGUUCAAUUGAUUUGGGUUUUAAAAGAGAGAAAAAGUAGGAGUUUUGGGUUUCCAUAGUAUCCUGAGGAUACAAUUGCUUUUUCCUCUGUCUCAUUUGCCUUUCCUGACCAUUUUAUCUAAACGGGUUAAUGGGGUAUUGUCGUGGGUGUUUGGGGGUAACAGGUUAGGAGAGCAUGAGCUUAAAUGAUGGUAAUAGUACUGUGUUACGUAUUUCUUUUUUCUGCUUCUGGGUUUUGCUCCGAAGUUUCCUCCCACAGAGAAAGCGAAAUCUAGAUUUGUGAGAUGGGUUUGAGAGAUUGGGUCUGUUGAAGAAGGUGCUUGUUGGAAACUGCAGCUGUGAUGAAUACUAAUCUACAACCUAAACGUGGGAAGCAGGACAAGGGGUCGGAUGUUGCCGAGAAGGUUGUCGUUGCUGUUAAGGCAUCGAAGGAAAUUCCGAGGACCGCUCUUGUGUGGGCUUUAACUCAUGUUGUUCAACCUGGGGAUUGUAUAACACUGCUGGUGGUAGUCCCAGCACAUAGUUCAGGUAGAAAACUAUGGGGAUUUCCAAGAUUUGCAGGAGAUUGUGCUAGCGGCCACAGGAAGUCUCACUCAGGAACUACUACAGAGCAGAAGUGUGAUAUUACAGAUUCUUGUUCCCAGAUGAUGCUUCAACUCCAUGAUGUUUAUGACCCGAACAAGAUAAAUGUCAAGAUAAAGAUCGUUUCUGGAUCACCAAGUGGAGCUGUGGCUGCAGAAUGCAAGAGAGCCCAAGCAAGCUGGGUUGUAUUGGACAAACAGCUGAAGCAAGAGGAGAAACGCUGCAUGGAAGAACUACAAUGUAACAUCGUCGUCAUGAAACAUUCUCAACCAAAAGUGCUUCGUUUGAAUUUGGUAGGAUCACCUAAGAAAGAGCCUCCUUUGCCUUCUGUGAUGCAAGAAGCAUCUGCAAAACCUCCGAAGGAUACUAAUGAUCCACUGAAUUCCAUUCGAGGGCCAGUCGUAACACCAACUAGCAGUCCGGAGCUAGGAACUUCAUUCACUGCAACCGAGGCUGGGACAUCAUCGGGGUCAAGUUCUGAUCCUGGAACUUCACCAUUUUUCAUCUCUGAAAUCAAUGGAGGUACAAAGAAAGAGGAAUCACUAGUGACAAAGGAAAAUAGGAAUCUGGAUGCUACUAUCUCUGACACAGAUAGUGAAAAUUUGAGUCCUUCAACAAGCUUAGACUUCCAGCCAUGGAUGACAGAGAUUCUCAAUGCUAGCUGUCCAUCUUCAAAACACACUAAAGAAAGCUUAAAACGACAAAAUGCUAAUGCUCAAACUUCCACAGCGAAAGCCUUGCUGGAGAAAUUCUCUAAACUCGAUCAAGAAGCUGGAAUAGGGAUGCUGAACUACAGAGCAGAUCUUGACUACAGUGGAAAUGUUAGAGAGGCAAUUUCUCUCUCCAGAAAUGCACCUCCAGGCCCACCGCCACUGUGUUCAAUAUGUCAGCACAAAGCUCCCGUGUUUGGAAAACCUCCAAGAUGGUUUAGCUAUGCUGAGCUGGAGCUUGCUACAGGUGGGUUUUCACAAGCAAAUUUCCUGGCAGAAGGUGGAUUUGGAUCUGUUCAUCGAGGGGUCUUACCAGACGGCCAGGCAGUUGCUGUCAAGCAACACAAACUGGCAAGUUCUCAGGGGGAUCAUGAGUUCUGCUCGGAGGUGGAAGUUCUGAGCUGUGCACAGCACCGGAACGUUGUUAUGUUGAUCGGGUUCUGUGUCGAGGACAGGAGAAGGUUGCUGGUUUAUGAAUAUAUCUGUAAUGGAUCACUUGAUUCCCAUCUUUAUGGUAGGUCUUUUGGCAUCCAUGGACGUAAUCGAGAACCUUUACCUUGGUCUGCUCGACAAAAAAUUGCAGUAGGAGCUGCUCGAGGGUUGCGGUACCUUCAUGAAGAAUGUAGAGUGGGUUGCAUUGUCCACCGUGACAUGAGGCCAAACAAUAUUCUCAUCACCCAUGAUUAUGAACCACUGGUUGGAGAUUUCGGCCUUGCAAGGUGGCAACCAGAUGGUGACUUGGCUGUGGAAACAAGAGUGAUUGGAACCUUUGGGUACCUCGCACCAGAGUACGCCCAAAGUGGGCAAAUUACAGAAAAAGCAGACGUCUAUUCCUUCGGAGUGGUACUUGUGGAGCUUGUUACAGGGCGGAAAGCUGUGGACAUCAACCGGCCCAAGGGCCAGCAAUGUCUGACUGAAUGGGCACGCCCCUUACUGGAAGACUACGCGAUUGAUGAAUUGGUGGACCCAAGCUUGGGGAAUCGGUAUUCGGAACAUGAGGUCUAUUGCAUGCUUCAUGCUGCAUCCUUGUGCAUUCGGCGUGAUCCCCAUUCAAGGCCACGGAUGUCUCAGGUGCUUCAUGUAUUGGAGGGUGACAUGGUCAUGGAUUCAAACUACGUAUCAACGCCUGGAUACGAUGCUGGAAGCAGGAGUGGGAGGUUGUGGCCAGAGCAUCAGCAGCAAUACAGUGGCCCAAUUAUCAACGAAGCAUCUGAGGUAUUUAGUGGAAAACUAUCUUAUGAGACUUUGAGAGCAGCUUACUGGGAGAGGGAGAAGGCAAGGCGAGCCUCAUGUGAUGAUGAUCCAUAAGCAGGUAGGUAUAUGCAGCACAUGCGACAUGCAAUAUAUAUAUUCUUUUUCUCUUUUCCCCCCUUUUGCUUCUUGUCUAAUGAGUUCUUUUUCCACUAGGGUGUUGUUUGUAUAGCAGUAAGCAUUAUUCGGUUCAGUAAUUCAUUUGGCAAGUGAAAGGAACAGUAAUUGAAUGGCAGUGUGGUAUUUAGAAGAAGUUGGUUGA
Messenger RNA from Magnolia sinica, 4168 nucleotides. Its product is annotated as inactive protein kinase SELMODRAFT_444075-like. Lineage: Eukaryota; Viridiplantae; Streptophyta; Magnoliopsida; Magnoliales; Magnoliaceae. Gene Ontology annotation, molecular function: ATP binding; protein kinase activity. The coding region runs from base 1705 to 3963 and encodes 752 amino acids. The transcript is spliced from 9 exons. The record is from RefSeq and is a predicted model, not a curated record. Gene Ontology annotation, biological process: protein phosphorylation.